GAGAGCGAGCACACGCACCCUCGCUGGGCCGGGCCCUUCCUCGUGGGGGCUUUUACCCGGAGGCCGCAGGGGAGGUCUCAGUGGACUGGGCACCAUCACCCCAGGUGCGUCCUCACAGGGCCGUGGUCCCCACCGAUGGCCUGAGUCCUGGCAGCUGAUGGUCCCACCGUCAGCCAGGGUGCCACUGCACCGGGUGCUGCCGCUGCUUCUCUGGGCGCAGAGCUAACACUCAGCUGAACUGCGACGUCACCACUGCUCUGACCGAGGCCCUGUCUCUUGUCAGACUUGUUCCUGAGGCUACCCAGUGCCCGUCAGAGCCUCGCUGUCCUGUGAGGGCUCGUGGGGGCCCCUUGGCUCCUGCUCUCGGGGGGCUGGGCUGCAGGUGUAGCGACUUGAAAGGCAAGGACAGGUCACCCGCAGGUGAGGGCCGAGCCUGAAGUAGUUGUUUUCCCAGUUUUACCCACUGCUGGGCACCUGGGACUUCCCACAUGCCGUCCAUGCCUGGCCCUCGGCCCCUGCUCUGCUCCUGCCUGCGUCAAGGGUCCUCUGGCCCGGGUACCCCACCUCAGGGCUGCCCCGCCGCCUCGGGCGGGCACCUUGGGAUGCGGAGCCCACAGCAGGAAACUGCGGCAGACUUCCCCAAAGCCCCGUCAGCAUAAAAGUCCGAUGACACACGGAGAGGGGAGUGUAGACUAGACGGUACCCGGUCAGUCCCCGGGAAGCAAGGGUGUCCUCCAGCCCCCUCUCCCCAGGAGAGUGCUGACCACGAGGAGACACCCCCAACGCCCGCCUGGUGUCGGAGGGGCGCCCCGCCUGGCCCUCGGAGCUUCGCCACCUCGGUGCCCCCCUGCAGCACCGGCUCCAGGUCUGUGAAGAGGGCCCCUCACAGCGCCGGGCACCUGUGGGGCGCCAGGAGCUGGCAGCCGCCAGCUCACUGUGAGGCUCCAUGAGGAAGUGCUCCUGCCUCUCGCCUGCCCUUCUCCAGGUCCCGCCAGGGAGUGCCCCUGAGCAGAGGGGCUGAGUCCCCGGCCACUCUCUGGCCCCUUCCUCCUGCAGGUGGCCUGGCCACCUCAGCCAACCAGCCCCUCGGGCCCCGGCCUCAGGCCUGCAUCCCCCGGGGCUGCUGCACAGGGGUGGGGGGUGGGGUAGGGGGAGGCCGCCUCCUGCUCAACCAGAAUAUGCCCCGAAUGGGGGGCUCAGAGCCCCUCUGAGAGGGAGGUUUGCACUCGGGGAUUUCCAGGGUAAGCGAAGCAGGAAGGGCAGACGGCCCGUUGCUGUGGCCCUGGGCACCCUGAGCUGACCACAUGGGGCUGGCCAUCAGACGCGCAGCUGAGGACAGCCACUAGAUGCACUCCUGGGCUGUGGUCCUGGCUGGCCGUGUGCCCUUCUGUCCCAGAGGGGGUCCCUGGGCAGCGCCCCACAGUGUCCACUACACCUUCCCAUCUUGACAGGGCACGCUCCUGGACCCCCAGGCGGUGGUCCAGGGUCUCUGGUUCUCCCGGGCGUGGCGGGCUUGCUGCCCGCCCUGAACCGCAGGGGCUUCCUGUGCAGGGCUCCCCUGCAGGUGUCAACCACAGAUGUCCGGGAGCAGGGGCUGCCGCCCGCCAAGGCGGCCAUGGGUGCGAGGCGGGGACGCCCCCGCUCCAUCCGGCCCUGGGCUCUGGGCUGCUGCAAUGUGGCCAGGAAGGGUGGGUGGCAGGUGCCACACACUGCAGGCAGGGCAGCCGGGGCACACUGGGCACAGAUGUCACGGGAUGGGUGACCCCACCUUCUGGAGGAGACUGUGAAGGUGGUGACCAGCGGAGCAGCCUGGCUGUGUACAGAGGGGCCCCAGCUUGAGUCCUCAAGGCCCUGGCUGACCCAGGGUCAUGGUGUCGGAGGCCGACGCCCCCGCCAGCAGCUCCAACAGCUGCAGCACAGACAGGGGCGCCUGGUCGCAGGUGGCGACCAGCGCCUCCAUCUGCCUCAUCCUGGCGCUGGGCCUGCUGCUGAACGCCCUGGCGCUCUGGGUGUUCUGCUGCCGCCUGCGCCGCUGGACGGAGACCCGCGUCUACAUGGUCAACCUGGCCGCGGCCGACUGCCUGCUGCUGCUGAGCCUGCCGGGGAUCCUGCACACGCUGGGCCAGGCGCCAGGGGCCCAGGAGGGUGCCCUGUGCAGGGUCCUGCAGAGCUUCUACUACAUCAACACCUACAUGAGCAUGUGGCUCCUCACGGCCAUCGCCGCCGACCGCUACGCUGCCGUGAAGUUCCCGCUGCGGGCCCGGGCCUGGCGCAGCCCCCGCCAGGCCGCCCUCACCUGUGCGGCCCUCUGGGUGCUGGUCAUCGUGGCUGUGGCACUGCCCGCGGCCUGGCUGGGCCCAGGGGAGAGCUUCUGCUUUGGGAAGGGCCGCACACGGGGCCCCAGGGCCCUGGUCUUCUCCCUGCUCCUCUUUGUCCUCCCGCUGGUCGUCCUGAGCUUCUGCUCCGGCCAGGUGCUCCGGCACCUCCUCCGCCAGUGGGCGCGGGCGCAGCCCCCGGCCACCGCCCCCAUUCUCAAGGCCAUCUGCGUGGUGGCAGCCGGCCUGGCCACCUUCAUGCUCUGCUUCCUCCCGCUGCACGUGGCCUUGCUGGCCAAGCUCGUGGCCCAGUGGACGGGCGCGGCCUGCCCCACCGUCCAGAGGCUGGCGGCCUUCGUGCAGGUGGCCUCCCGCAUGGCCAAUGCCAACUGCUGCCUGGAUGCCGUGUGCUACUACUUUGUGGCCUCGGAGUUCCAGGAGGAGGCGGGGGCUGUGCUCGCCAGGCCCUGGCCUUUUGCAGGGAGGGCGUCGGGCACUGCUGCUUGCGGCCCCCCUGACCUGGGCACCCAGGAGAGGGCCAUAGGGGGGAGCUCGCUGGACCCGCUGUCGUCCCACAGCCACAGCGUCCGUGAGAAGCAGCCGCCCUCGGCGCAGUGGGAGGAGGCACCGUCUCAGGCUGUGGGUCCUGGGCCGGCUCCCCCUCUGCCGGUGGGGUCUGACCUCAACACUGAAGGGCUGUGACCACCCGGGUCUUUCUCCUCCGAGCCUCUCCUUUGUCCCGCCUCGCGCUCGAUGGUGCAGAGUGACCCGUUUACUCCAGGUGACCCUCCCAGCACCGGACAUUCUGGGGAGGGUGUCGCAGGAAAAAGAGCCCUCAUCUCUCCUGUCACCUCCGAGUCACAACCAGACACCAAAGUCUGCUGCGGCUGCGGCUCGGGCCUCUCUGCAAGCCUUCGGCACCUGCUCGAGCCCCAGGCCGGCAGGGCGCCUCUGUCUUCUGAGCUGGGUCCCAGUUGAAGGGACACAGCUGCAAAUGAGUUUAAAGAAAUUCUUUUUUUUUCUGAUUAAAAAAAAAGACUUUAUUUAUUUUUAGAGAGAGAGGAAGGGAGGGAGAAAUGGAGGGCAAGAAACAUCCAUGUGUGGUUGUCUCUCGUGUGCCCCAUACUGGGGACCUGGUGGGCAACCCGGGCAUGUGCCCUGACUGGGAAUCAAACUGGCAACCUUUCAGUUUGCAGGCUGGUGCUCAGUCCACUGAGCUACACCAGCCAGGGUGGAGUGUUCCCGACAAUGCUGAAGUCUUCUGGAAUAGAGACUCCAACCCUCACACACCUCCAACGGCGGCUGCGUGCCCUGCUUUACUGCGGCGAUGCCCACGGGCCCGGUGUCUCCUGCUAAUUUACCCACAGAAUGCACUGUCUGAGCGCCCACAGUUUCCGUCCUGUGUGGACGCAGCUGUGUGGGGAGCCAAGGGACUUUCCGUGGGGACAGACAUGCCGGCCGUCCUCCCACCUUGGGCCCCGUGCCGCCUCCUGGGGAGAUCCCCUUUCCUCCCACAGCCUCUGCUCCGUGUGCCACUGCAGCUCCGCCCCGGCCCACGCGGAGCCUCCCCGCAGGGGAGCUGGUUGGCGCCACCGCCCUGUGUGCCUCACCUCUGUCUGGAAGCCUCUGCCCCACCCCGUCAGGCCCACGGGAGGGAGGAGGCACCGCCAGGCGGUCAGGGAGCCAUGGAAGGGGGGGGUCUCUCCCUCCUCCGCUGCCUCCUUGGAAGCCCAGGUGGGUGACCAGGACCUGUCCCUUCUCAGCUGGAAGAGAGGGUGGGGCCUGCGGCUGGGGGUUCCCAGGACCCGAGCUGAGGAGACUCUGUCCCCUCGCCUGCGGGGAGAAGGC
Artibeus jamaicensis (Jamaican fruit-eating bat) is the source of this 4163-nucleotide messenger RNA. Its product is annotated as G-protein coupled receptor 35-like. The transcript is spliced from 2 exons. NCBI's taxonomy places the organism in Eukaryota, Metazoa, Chordata, Mammalia, Chiroptera, Phyllostomidae. Gene Ontology annotation, biological process: phospholipase C-activating G protein-coupled receptor signaling pathway; positive regulation of Rho protein signal transduction. Gene Ontology annotation, cellular component: membrane. The coding region runs from base 1869 to 3017 and encodes 382 amino acids. The record is from RefSeq and is a predicted model, not a curated record. Gene Ontology annotation, molecular function: G protein-coupled receptor activity.